CUCACACUUUACUUGUUUGCAGGAGAGCGGAGGCAGAGGGCUCCCGCGCUCACCAUCUUUCCGUUAGUCACCCCAUUACAUAGCGGUAGGUCCUGAUGCUAUCAGGGCGAAUUCUCACCGGCGUUGCCACCUCGUCGUCAUCUCCGUCGCCGGUUCACCCUCUCUUCCCCCACCGUCUCUUAAAGAGCGCCGCCGAUUUAAAACUCGCUUCUUGCUCCCUCAGGUUGCGGGUAUUUUCUGUCAAGCACUUGGAAUUGCACUCUCUUUCGUCGAAAAUACCGGAGCAGGGCAACGAGCGUCCUCCUCCCACGAACCAGGGUCUUGGACUUGAGAAUGGCGACGGCGGUGGUGACGACGUUGAAAAAGGAGAUGAAGGUGAAGAAGAAAUUUCCGGAGUUCAAGUUCCGAGAGAGAGAUACAUUUCAGUUUCAAAAUCGGAGCUUUUGGACGCCAUCAUAUUGAUGAUGUUUGAGUCUCAAGAAGACAUUGAUCAGUUUCUGCUUCUGUCUUCGUGCUUGGACUCUAUACUUCAUGCUGAACACAAAGGCCUUCUUGAAGAAAUGAGAAUUGAUUAUUCCAUUACUCAUUCUUUUGAAGAAGAUGGAACAAUUGAUCAAGGCUCAACUGGUUUAGAAAGAAAAUUUGUAAUUGACUGGAAGGAGUCUAACUCAACUAGGGAUGACGCAGCUGGAACCAGAAGCAUGGAGAGAUAUGGGGAGGAGAAGACAGAAGUUGAUCAACUUACACCUUUUAGUUAUGGUAUAGAUUUGAGAUCUCUAUUUGGAUCAGCCAAAAAUCCGAAGAAAAAUUCUGGUGGGGAUUCCAGAGUUGCUGUUUCCACUCGUUUCCAGCGGGCUUUCUUGCAACUGCUCCAUAAUGCUCAAUUUGAAGAACUAUCAGCUAGUGAUUUAAUGUUGACAUCUGCGUUAAACACUGAUUAUCUCUUGACUUUGCCAAUAUAUGUUGACUGGAAGAGAGCUUCUGAGUCCAAUGCAAUAAUAUUCAGGCGUGGAUAUGCAACAGAGAGGCAGAAAGGCCUUCUAAUUGUUGAAAAGCUGGACUAUAUACAGUCAAAGAUAUUGGAGAGAAUCUUCUCCAUUGCAAUAAAACCACUGGUGAAGGUUUUGAAAGCUGCUUUUAAGACAAAAGAAGUUGAAAUGUGGACUAAGAGAAUGAAGUCUUGGCUUAAGGAACUGACUCGUUAUCAGCAAGCAUAUUCUUACAAUGAUCAAACUUGUAACAACAAGCUGGAUGUGGACCAACUAUCAGAAAAUGAUCUCCCUAUUUGGCUUGCGGCACAGAGGACAGUAACUCGCUAUGAAGGGAUUUUGUCAGCAGUUGGACCUCGUGGCAGGCUUUUGAGGAAGUUUCUUAUAUGGAUUGGGCUCCUACCCUCUGCACUGGAAACGUCAUUCAAGCUAAGCACCAGCAGUUCUUCUUCUGAGCCUUACUUAAGCCCAAUUUUCUUACCAAGGAUAUCACUUAGUGACAUAUGGAGGCCUGCUACAAGGAAAUAUAGUGGCAACAAUAUUUGGAAAAUGUUGAAAACAUCCAUUUCAGUUCUUCUCUCUCAGUCAGUACUCCAGGAGCCAGCAUUCCAGGAAUUGAUUUUGCUUUAUACAGAAGAAGCUGCUAAACAAGAAAUUAGGGAUAAAGCUGACAUUCCUUCUUUGCAGUUGAAGAUAUAUGAGAGAAUUCCUAUUCCUGAUUUACGUGUAAUUUUUCCUCACAAGAAGCUCUCUUUCCGUAUAAUAGACACGGUUCGCUUGGAUGUUGCUACAAUACUGGGACUCUUGGCAUUCUUCGUAAACUACAAAUUUGAGGACAUCUUAGCUUCCCCAUCAGCAGUGCUUCUUGAUGUGAUCGCUGUCAGUGCCCUUGUAUUAUAUGCAACUCGCGUGUUUUUGGGUUACAAACAAACAUGGGAUAGGUAUCAACUUCUAGUCAACAGGACACUUUAUGAGAAAACCCUAGCAAGUGGAUUUGGCUCAGUUCAUUUUCUUUUGGAUGCUUCUGAACAGCAGCAAUAUAAGGAAGCCAUUUUGGCCUAUGCAGUUCUACUCAACAUGGACAAAGGCCAGGCUGCUUCUCACCAAAGUAUAGGGGACAAAUGUGAGAUAUUCAUGUACAAUGUGUUUAAAAAGAAGGUUGAAAUGCCUAUCAACGAGGCAAUGGGUACAUUGACGAGGCUGGGUCUGGUGACAGAGUCACAUAUUGAUGGACAGAUCAGAGUGCAGGCUAUUCCCAGUCCUGAGGCAUAUGAGGCCCUCAAACAGCGUUGGAAUAGUUUGCUUAAUUAAUUUCGAUUCAUGUCCUCAAACUUUUAUUUUUUGCUUCAGCUGUAUAUAUAAUUGUAAAUAUAAAUAUAAAUAAACUUUGAAUAUUCCACUA
This is a messenger RNA of Malania oleifera, 2391 nucleotides long. RefSeq lists its product as uncharacterized. Bases 96 to 2300 code for a protein of 734 amino acids. The transcript is spliced from 14 exons. The record is from RefSeq and is a predicted model, not a curated record. NCBI's taxonomy places the organism in Eukaryota, Viridiplantae, Streptophyta, Magnoliopsida, Santalales, Ximeniaceae.